Schizosaccharomyces cryophilus OY26 is the source of this 1029-nucleotide messenger RNA. Its product is annotated as flavonol reductase/cinnamoyl-CoA reductase family protein. NCBI's taxonomy places the organism in Eukaryota, Fungi, Ascomycota, Schizosaccharomycetes, Schizosaccharomycetales, Schizosaccharomycetaceae. The coding region runs from base 1 to 1029 and encodes 342 amino acids. The transcript is spliced from 2 exons. The record is from RefSeq and is a predicted model, not a curated record. Gene Ontology annotation, molecular function: oxidoreductase activity, acting on the CH-OH group of donors, NAD or NADP as acceptor.
AUGUCGAACCAACAACUCGUCUUAGUUACCGGUGUUACAGGCUUCAUUGGAGCCCAUGUUGCUGUAUCUUUGCUCAACAAAGGUUACCGUGUGCGUGGUACCGUCCGUACCAUGGAUAAGGCUAACGAACUUGUCCGUUUGAACCCCGAGCUCAAGGACAAGAUCGAGUUUGUCAUUGUCAAGGACAUUAUGGCUCCCUAUGCCUUUAAGGAUGUCAUCAAGGACUGUGACUAUGUCUGUCAUAUUGCUUCUCCUUUCAUCGUCGAAAACAUCACAAAUAACAAGGAUCAACUCUUGGACCCUGCUGUAAAUGGUACACUCAGUGCCUUGGAGGCAGCCGUCACUGAACCCAAGGUAAAGCGCGUGGUCAUCACUUCUUCCUUUGCUGCGAUUGGAAACUUCACCGUCGAUCCCUCCAAUGGAUAUACCUAUACUGAGAAGGACUGGAACCCCAUUACUUACGACGAAGCUGUAUCUGCUAACAAUGGUAUUGUUGCCUAUUGUGCCUCCAAGAAGUUGGCUGAAAAGGCUGCUCGUGAAUGGGUAAAGGAAAAGCAACCCCAUUUCGAUAUUAGCACUGUCAACCCUCCUUAUGUGUUUGGCCCUCCUAUUCACCCCAUGAACAGUAUGGACUCUUUGAACACUUCGAACCAGAUUUUAUGGACAGUCAUCAAUGGUUCCAAGGUUCAACCUUCGAUCCAACACGUAGAAGUCGAUGUUCGUGACGUUGCCAAUGCCCACGUUUUAGCUCUUGAAAGCCCACACUUGAGCAAUGGCCGUUUGCUUGUCUCUUGUGGUCCUUUCUCCACCAAUAGCAUAAGCAAGGUUCUUCGUGACAGAUUCCCUGAAAAGAAGGAUGUCAUUUCCGAACCUUCUGAUGUUCCCUUCAAUGAGAAGCAUUACACUUUGGACAACUCUCUCUCCAAAUCUCUCGGUCUGAAGUACUAUAGCGAAGAGCAAACUUACAUCGACACUGCCGCGAAGCUUUGGGAGCGUGCUGAACAAUUUGCCAAAGCUAAGCUGUACUGA